GGCGGAACUAUAGUUUUGUGUUAACGAGUAAAUGUUAUUACAAAAUAUUUAAAAAAAAAGCGAGGUUUUUUUUUUAAGAAACAUCAUCAUGGGUUUAUAUUUGCAAUUAAUGUAUAUAUAUGUGCGUGUUUGAAGUGACUCCGUCUCAUAAAAAAUAAAAAAUUCACGACAUGGAGAAGCCAGUGGAGCCGUGCUCUCCGGAGACUAUUUCUCAGUCCUCUGUUUCCAUCUCCGACCUCUCCGAUGAGAUUUUACUGCACAUUCUGAGCUAUGUCCCCAGUUACGACCUGGUGCUCAGCGUGAGCCGUGUGUGUCGGAAGCUUCAGACUGUGUGUCAAGACAAGAGCUUGAUUUCUCACAUACAGCUCCAUAAAGAGUACCGAGCAUCUGAUGAAGCUGUGAAGAGACUGUUGAAGGAGCUCUCCAGCGACAUCCAGACUCUGGGUGCGAGCGGCUGCUAUUGGUUGGCCGGGAGUACGCUGGAUGUCGUGACCCGUUGCAUUGGACUGGUCCGGCUAGAUGUGUCAGGCUGGCGUGUGACUCCGGCACGUCUCUCGCGUCUUCUGGGCUCGCUGCACUCGCUGCGCUCGCUGUCACUGGACAUCGGCAUGGGAUUUGACCUGCAGCAGCUGAGCGACGAGGGCAAAGCGGCCCUGGCACGACUCAACGAGCUGAAACAGACCCUCCUGACACCCUCCUACGGUGUCGUGCCAUGCUGCGGUGCGUUACAGAGCCUGAGUCUGUACUUGGAAGUGGCUGAGGGUUGGCACGAGCCCAGUGCACACCUCCAACUGAUCGUGGGUCAAAGCAGUGUGCCACGCUACCACAAUCUGCACUGGUUCUCUGCACGCUUGGCACCUGGAGAGGUCAACCGUGCAUUGCUUAGUCUCUACCUGGCUGCUUUUAGCAUGCGUGUCCCUGAGGGCCUCACUGGUUUGGUUGUUGCCAUGCCCGGUCCGGCUCAACUUUUUCCUGCGUCCACUGGUUUAUUAACCCAGGGCAUCGUAUCAGCCGGGAUUGCAGUCAGUGCUUUUCAGCUUCCUCAGAUGUGGUUAGAUGGUGCCACGUUGAGGCGGGUUUUGGGAUCUGGAUGUCCAGCCUAUUUGAACGUGUCGCGGUGCUCGGCGCCGGGAUUUGAGCCACUGUGCGUGUUGCUGGGUGCCGGUUGCGACCUUUCUCCACUACGCAGCCUCAACCUGCGCGGUAAAACUGAGGAGGAAGUGGAUGCUGAGGGCAUCAGGACUCUUGCUGAAUCAUGCCCGCAACUUACUCACUUCAAUCUAUCCUCCACACACUACCAUCACACCACCCCGGAAAAGCUCGACGGGCAUCUCUGUGGCGCUCUUGGACAUCUCGGUAGUCUCCGUUCACUAGCACUGCCUGCUUGUGCGCUGUCACAAGGGCCACCUGUGCCAGCCAACAAACCAGAUUUGGCUACAAAACUGUCCUCUGAGUCCCUACUACUCGGGCUAAAGAAGGCUCGUCGCAUCGGGGUUCCAUCCUACCAGCCAACGCUUGACAGCACGGGGGGUCUAAAGGAAGGUGAAGUGGAGUCCUUCCUGCGCCCGCUAAUAAACGGUUGCCCCUAUCUGGUUGAGCUGGAGCUGAUCGGAACGGGAUUCUUGUCGGCAAUGCCAAGGUACGAGCCGGCCAUGCGCAAGGAUCCCGCCGCCUGCCCCUGGUCCUUCCAGGUCGGAGAUGCCCAGCUGGCGGCUUUAGGAAAGCUCCGCUUUUUGCGCAGGCUGACUUUGGCUCACCUGCCAGGGGUGCUGAAGGGUACCGGGCUCAUCCAGCUCGUUCUGGGGUGCAAGGACCUUCAGGCGUUAUCUCUGGCCAACCUCGGAUCCUUAAAGUCUGUGAAUUGCAUGCCGGCUCUGCAGGAGGCGCUCAAACACUGCACACAGCUCAGGGAGCUCAGGUUGGAGCAGCCGUACUUCAGCGCCAACGCAGCCUUCUUUGACGCGCUUGCUCACUGUCGCCUUCUGCAGCGCCUCUGUAUUGUCUCACGCCACGGAACGUUCCAGCACGCGGCUGCCGUCGGUUUCAUGCAGCACUGCGAGGACGUCAUCGUGUUCCAUAUGUUCACGGGUGGCACUCUGGUGGCCUGUAAAGCACUGCAGAAAACACUGCUGGACGGUCUGUCUGCAUCGCGUCCAGCCCUGAGCGUGGUGGUGUACCCGCUUCUCCACGAGGACUUGGGGAACGUGAUCAGGGAAAUGCCGCUCUGCCACCUGGACGAGAUCACGCUCUUCAAGACCCGUGUGGCAGAAGAUCCCACUGUACUGUGAGACACAGGGAGAGAGAACAGGAUGUCUGAUGUUGCCGCGUGAUGGUGGAUGUUAACAUUUCACCGAUUACUGUUUCCACAGGAGGGUUUUGCGACGCCUCUAGAUCUCAACUUAAUCAAAAAGAGCGAGUAACAAACGUUACUGAGAACCACAACGGUGCCAAAAUCACAUCAGAUGUGAAAUAAACUUACUACUGGUGCAAUCUU
Molecule: messenger RNA, 2494 nt
Organism: Neoarius graeffei (lesser salmon catfish)
Lineage: Eukaryota; Metazoa; Chordata; Actinopteri; Siluriformes; Ariidae
Gene: fbxl18
Product: F-box and leucine-rich repeat protein 18
Exons: 5
Coding region: 171-2288 (705 amino acids)
Biological process (GO): SCF-dependent proteasomal ubiquitin-dependent protein catabolic process
Cellular component (GO): SCF ubiquitin ligase complex
Molecular function (GO): protein binding
Source: RefSeq, a predicted model, not a curated record